Sinocyclocheilus anshuiensis is the source of this 384-nucleotide messenger RNA. Its product is annotated as heat shock 70 kDa protein 4-like. The record is from RefSeq and is a predicted model, not a curated record. The transcript is spliced from 3 exons. Gene Ontology annotation, molecular function: ATP binding; ATP-dependent protein folding chaperone. Gene Ontology annotation, biological process: protein folding. The annotation marks the transcript as partial. NCBI's taxonomy places the organism in Eukaryota, Metazoa, Chordata, Actinopteri, Cypriniformes, Cyprinidae. Gene Ontology annotation, cellular component: nucleus; cytosol.
AUGAAUACUCUGAUAUCUCAAGUGAAUGCUGUUUUCAAUCCCAAGGUCCCCUGCUUCUACACCGAUGCUGAGAGGAGAUCCGUCAUCGAUGCGGCUCAGAUCGCAGGACUCAACUGUCUGAGACUCAUGAAUGAAACCACCGCAGUGGCUCUGGCAUACGGGAUCUACAAGCAGGAUCUUCCCGCUCCUGAAGAAAAGCCAAGGACAGUGGUGUUUGUGGAUAUUGGCCAUUCAGGCUACCAGGUCUCUGUGUGUGCCUUUAAUAAAGGCAAGCUUAAGAUUCUUGCUACAGCCUUUGACCCUGAAAUGGGAGGAAAAGACUUUGAUGAGCGGCUGGUCAGACAUUUUUGUGAGGAGUUUGCAGUGAAGUACAAGCUGGAUGUG